This is a messenger RNA of Cryphonectria parasitica EP155, 2625 nucleotides long. RefSeq lists its product as uncharacterized. The record is from RefSeq and is a predicted model, not a curated record. Bases 1 to 2625 code for a protein of 874 amino acids. NCBI's taxonomy places the organism in Eukaryota, Fungi, Ascomycota, Sordariomycetes, Diaporthales, Cryphonectriaceae. The transcript has a single exon.
AUGUCCGACCCUGACAUAGGCUGGAGGCCUAUCCGGAGGCCCUCACCCACAACCCCGUCACACCCAGCAACACAUGGCUCCACGGCCACCAAUACCACCACGCCUAUCCCCAUCGAGCCACCUUCGCCUUCCCCGGGUUCGGCAUCAGCCAGGAAGCGUGCAGGCACCAAGCGCGGCACGACCUCCAGGUUUGGCAUACACGGCUUGCAGAGCAUCAGCAACCUGCGCAACGGCCUCUCACACGCUCGCAAGUCCAGCAUGAGCUCCAAGGAGCAGCAUGCUGGCGGCGGUAGUGAGAACCUGCUAGCCAGAAAUGAGCGGCUACCAACGACACGGAACCCAUCGCUAGACAGCAUCGGUGAUGGCAGGACACCGCUUCUCCAGCGGUCUCACAAUGCCCAGACGAGUCAUCAUGGUGGUUAUGGCGAGAAGACGACAGCAACUUCUGUACCGUCUCUGGCGGUCAGACCUGCGAGCAUCCGCAUCCCCUUUCUUGACGACCCUGAAGUGGCCCAGGUCUGCUCGCCAAUGUCCGAGAACACGGAGCAGAGUUAUCAGCUGGCUGAUACAUCUGACGCCGUGUCUGGGGAGCAUCAUGUCCGCCCGAGUUUGCGUACCACGACGUUAGGUGUUCAAGACGCAGGUGUCAACGCUGUACAGAGUACGAAUCUGCUGGGCCCCAAUAACACAAGCGUGGACUUGGGCACGACUGGUUCUGUGGACCUGGGGCGAAUGAGCACGGAGAGCCAGUCAUGGCCACUGAACUCGACUCCUGUGAAAGCGAGAAGGAUGAUUAGGACCUCGGGUGACGAUGGGAACGACAACACAGCUGCCCGGAGUCCAAAGGACAAGUACAGUACUGAAGUGCAUGAGCCACCCGACGAGAACAGGACCAGCACCGACAAAACACGACAGUUUUCCCACGAAUAUGAACCCAGUCUGCUGUCGCUCAUCAACAUGCAGGCACAGGUGGCCAAGCUGCAGGCAGCCAACGCGGCCCUCCUCGCGCUCAAUGCAGCACAUGAGAAGACUAUCGCGAUUCAUGAGAACACCAUCGCCUGCCACGCCGAGACCAUCGACUCGCAGGAGGCGACCAUCUUCCGCCAUGAGGUGACUAUCGCGGAUCUGAAUCGCGAGCUCCGCUUUAGUGACGCGGAGCGGGAGAACUUGAUCGAGAACUUUGGCGCCGAGAUGGCAAACCUCAACGGGGAGAAUGCCACGCUGAGAGAGGACAAGUGGUAUUUGAUGGGGCGCGUCGAGGAACUCGAGCAGGUGGUACCCAAGAUGAAAUUGCAGCCGACCCUUGGUGACGAGAGAUCGACUGUGCCGAGAGUGACGUUGGAUGACGAGGUCAUCACACUGGAAGGCGCGCAGAGAGAAGAUGUCGAGAGCCAGGGGAUGAUGAAGUCGAGCAUUCAUGAUAAUGCGUCGGCCUCGCUGCGUUCAAGUUCUCCUGCUAUGGAGGGUCAAGGAACGAGCAACGACGAUAUAGACAGCCCAAUCACCAGUCCUGGCUCGACAUUUUCACCGCGUCCAUGCAGUGGGAAUUCAAUCCGAGGCGUGUAUGCCGUAACGCCGACGCCAAGCAUAGGACAUGUCUCCAGCACCAAAUUGAUCGGCACGUCAGAUGGGUGUAUCACUCGCCCUUCCAGUCGAGGCCAAGCUAGGGUCUCAUCCGUCCUGACAGGUGCUUCAAAGACUGAGGAUGGAGGAGCACGGCUUUCGAACGAGCUCGCAGAGUCCAGGAAAGGCACCAGUAUGGCUCCUCGUUCGCGGCUGUCGGCUAGGAAUAGGACGAGUCUCGAACAGGACCUAGCCACAGCACAGGAAAAGUUGGCCGCGGCUGAGGAGCACAACGUUGGUCUCCAGGCGAGAACCAUCUUGCAGGAGGCUUUGAUCCGCAAGUUGACAACGACAAGUGCGGCAGCAGUGUCCGUACCAACACCUUCAUUACUCUCGGUGCCAAAUCUCCCCAUCCUGACGUACAUCAAACCUUGCUCCGUCUGGCUUGACCGCGUCAGGACCUCAUUCAAGUACCUCGGCUUGAUCGACUUCAUCCAGCGAGAUGUGCCCACACCUGUGACACCCGGGUCCACCGCUGCAGAGAUAGCGUGUUGGAAGAGCCAGCGACUCCAAACCGUCGUCCUGCUCAAACAUGCAGUCGAUGACGAUCUGCUCGAGGACGUGCUGUACCUCUGCGGCAAGGAUGGUCUGCGCGCCUGUCCUACAACGACAAAUAGUCACUCAAACCAGUCAUCUCUCCUCAUGGAAGACCCGUAUCGACUCUUCAACACCAUUUGCACUCUGAGACGUGCAAUGCCCACUUCGUCCUCGGAUCUAGCCUGGGUUGAUCGGAUCGAUAGCUUUGACUACGAGGGUCUCGACGGCUUUGCCUCGUUGGUCUUGUGUAUCGACAAGCGACAAAGUGUCAUGUACGGGGCCUCAGUAGACCACUACGAUGUAUUGCUGCCCAAGAUCCAAGAGAGUAUAGCAAGGAGGUUUCCAGAUUUCAAGAAGACGGCGCUGGCGUUGGAUUCAUCUGAUGUUCUACCCAAGAAGAGAUGGCAGCUGUCAGCUUGGAUGACCAAAACCAUUAAGAAAAGACAGGCGGGUGUGGAUGUAUGA